Molecule: messenger RNA, 1617 nt
Organism: Andrographis paniculata
Lineage: Eukaryota; Viridiplantae; Streptophyta; Magnoliopsida; Lamiales; Acanthaceae
Product: indole-3-glycerol phosphate synthase, chloroplastic-like
Exons: 10
Coding region: 134-1318 (394 amino acids)
Biological process (GO): L-tryptophan biosynthetic process
Molecular function (GO): phosphoribosylanthranilate isomerase activity; indole-3-glycerol-phosphate synthase activity
Source: RefSeq, a predicted model, not a curated record
GAUUUGUAAUAUUUGUAAGAAAAGGGCAAGCCCUGUCCAUCGCCUUCGUUCCCAAAUCAGCUCUAAUAAACAGCCGGUGACUGAACCCUAAUUCAAUCACAGUUUUGCUGAGAAUUGACAGAAUUUGUGAAAUAUGAUGCCGUUGAGAACUUCUUCCUCUCCAAUUUCAACAAACAGGUUUUCCUUUCAGCAAUCCCUCAAUCCCAUACCUGCAAAAUCUGCAUUUUUAAGGACUAUGACGCAGAAGGAACUUUCAAUCUUUUCCAUCAAAGCUCAGCAGCCGGAGUUGAAGGAUGGAAGGGCUGCGGUUUCUGCCCCCGAAGUGUCUGAUGGUGAUGCUCUUAAAGUAAAAGAAUGGGAAGUUGGGAUGUUCCAGAAUGAAAUUGCGGCGAGUCAAGGUAUAAGAAUUCGGAGGAGACCGCCGACGGGACCUCCUCUACAUUAUGUAGGUCCAUUUGAAUUUCGGAUACAGAGUGAGGGCAAUACACCUUGCAAUAUUCUCGAAGAAAUUGUAUGGCACAAGGACAUGGAAGUUUCUCAGAUGAAAGAGAAAAAGCCGCUUGCAAUGCUGAAAAAAAUGCUCGAUAACGCUCCUCCUGCUAGAGAUUUUAUCGGAGCUUUGAAGGCAGCGAAUUCAAAGACGGGGUUACCUGGUUUAAUUGCUGAAGUGAAAAAGGCUUCUCCGAGUAGGGGAGUUCUGAGAGAGGAUUUCGACCCAGUUGAAAUUGCUAAAGCUUAUGAAAGAGGCGGGGCAGCAUGCCUUAGCGUUUUGACUGAUGAAAAAUUUUUCAAGGGUGGAUUUCAAAAUUUAGAGGCCAUAAGAAAUUCUGGGGUGAAGUGCCCUCUCUUGUGUAAAGAAUUUGUUAUAGAUGCUUGGCAAAUCUAUUAUGCUCGAGUCAAUGGCGCAGAUGCAAUUCUGUUAAUUGCUGCAGUUUUGCCGGACCUCGACAUCAAGUACAUGAUUAAGAUAUGCAAACUGCUCGGUUUGGCGGCACUUGUCGAGGUACAUGAUGAGAGAGAGAUGGAUCGUGUCCUAGCAAUAGAUGGAGUCGAACUAGUCGGCAUCAAUAAUCGUGACCUUGAAACCUUUAAAGUUGAUCUUAGCAACACCAAAAGGCUUCUCGAAGGAGAACGCGGGCAAAGAGCACGCGAGAAAGGCAUUACGGUGGUCGGGGAGUCUGCCCUUUUCACUCCUGCCGAUAUUGCGUAUGUUCAAGAAGCUGGUGUUAAAGCGGUACUGGUCGGCGAGUCGAUUGUUAAGCAGAAAGAUCCAGCUGAGGGGAUAAGGCAGCUGUUUGGUAGAGAUAUUUCGACAUAAAAAUCUACUUGGUGUAGCUUCAGGUUCUGCGGAAUUUCGAUGCGAGGUUCUUCUUACAUUUGACCUAUGCAGAAUCAAAGAUACACAGGUUUUUGUUUUCAUACAUUAUAUAUAUAUAUAUAUUUUGAUCGGAUUCAUACAUUAUAUUUUCCAUACGUGGUUUUUGUUUGGUGCUAUGAUGUUUGAGUCCCAUGUAGCUUCUUCGACAUUUUCUGUCUUGAUGUAAAAUUAAGGGACAAUAAUAUUGUUACUAUUAUGGAAUAGUCGGUAUAUAAGAAUGUAUUUAAGUGAAAGGUCAA